UAAGCGCAGUACUGUUUUAUUUUUUAUAUGAUACUUUGCUUCUAAACCUAAACAAAUUUGGGGAAAAUUGACUGUAUUUAGUAAUGCUUUGAACAUGACAUGUCUCCAUUCUUAAAACAGGAACUUUGAAAACUUCAGUAUUAUUACACAGUACAGCUGACAGUUAGAAGGUGUAAAGUAACAGGCACAAGAAUCAAGAGACCGACAAGACAGAUGACUAUCCAAGAUCUGGUUGCUCUUGUGUGAACAUAUCAAAAAAGAAAAAAAAUGUCAGCUGUUGCAUCUUUAAGUAGUACUGAAGAGGUGAUCACCUCCAGACGCACAGAAUCGCUCGAUGCUCAUGAAAUAAGCAAACUGAUCACUCCUUCAACCACAGGGAUGUUUGGAAGAAUUAAUGUACUUUACUUGCUGGAAAAAUCAAACCUAGCAGUAACCCUUGAAAAUGACAAUAAGGAGAUCGUUGCCCAUGCUGCAUUUCUCGAUUAUCCCAAUCACAGUCUCGCUGACCCUGCUGAGUGGGUCCCUUGGAUUCAAAGUAAUUACAAAAGUAAUGAAUACACUCCCUUAAACACUCUGUUCAUGCACUUAUUUGUGGCACAAGCUGAUUAUGCUUUAGAAGGUGCUAAAGAAAUCAUCAGAACCGUUUUCAAUGCUGUCCCAGAACUACAUUAUAUAUUUCUUUUCAUUCCAAGCACUGUUUCUUUAGAGUCAUCACUGGAAGCUGUGUUUGAGCCUGUCCUAGAUCCAGAAACAGUGUGUCAGUACACUGCUUUUAUUGCUCAUCGCCAUCUGCAUUUCCCAGUACUUCGGGUCCGUAAGGCGAGAGUUGAAGACCACGAUGAUCUCAUUCCUUUGUUCACACAGUAUAACAGUGAUCUUACGGCUAUGUAUGGAGAUUACUUUCUUGCUGAGCUGAUUGAAGCACAGAAUGAACAAAACCAUGCUGUGGUGUGUGAGGUACGAGGUAAAGCAGUGGGAUUUAUGAGUGUCUGCAGUGAUGUCAAUGUAGAAAUGCUGAAUCAAUGCUUCAACUUAAAACCAUUUCAUGGACUGUAUGUGCCUGACCCUGCAGAUCUACUGGAACCACCACCUGAAUUAGAAGCUGAAUCAGCAAAAAAACAGCAUAGUACGGUUCCACAAAGUCCUGAAGCUGGACUAUCAGAAGAGAAAGAAUGCAAGAAUGAGGCAGAAAGUGACAAAAAGAAAAAUCAAGAUGGAUGGAUGACAUUACAUCUACUUACAAAUAUGCUUAAUAAGAAGGAAGCCAUCAUAACACCUGAUGCUGAUAUUCCAGCAAAGGGGGACACUACAUAUAAUUUGAAAUACUCAUCUGGUAUCUGCAUGGAGGAAGCUGACAAGAAAAUCUUCCAUCCAGUCUACAAGGGUUCUUCAAAUGCAUUUUGUAUUCAGUUGUUUGUUAUUGAUGAAAAAUAUGAAAUGAGGUCACAGGAUUUUUUACCAUUUGUAUUUAAACUGUUCCCGAAUCGGGAUUUUUGUGUAAUAACAGUACCAAACAUGGUUCCAGAAUUUCCUCUGCUUCAGUCAUUUGCCAGAGUCAUUCCAUAUCAUUCUAGCACUCUACCUCAAGACCUUUAUGUUUUCCAUCGAUCUGGGCUGAUCAGCCCAUUUAUUAUAAGAAAAGCAAAAUCCAUAGAUAAACCUGGAGUGGAAUGCCUGAUUAGUAAACUCAGACUGAACACGUCUAUAUUAGAGAAUCUUAACAUCUUUAAUGAAGCUCGAAGACAUCUAGAGGGAACUCCAGUGCAGGCAUUUGUUGCUGAAGUCAUGGAUCAAAUUGUGGGUAUUGCAAUAAUUAAAAAUGAAGAGGAUAUAAAUUAUAUUCGUUCACAUUAUAACAUUGAGGAUUUCAUCUACUUUAGCUAUCAUACUCAAGAGGAGCACGGAAGGCUUCUGCAUUUUGCAUUGAACCCUAUUUUUCAUCAUCAUCGUAAGCAUUUCCUUAAAGAGAUUCUGAGGCUUUCAUACAAAUCAUGUAUCUACCAUACAGUAAACCAUCAACAAGAACAGGAUAAGAAUGCCUAUGCCCAUUCGCUGACAUCUGCCCUUAAUUGUAUGGUUCCUGUGUGUGCAAGACGACAGAUUGUCUAUCCUCUUGAAGAACUUGGCAUCAAUGCUCCAUCCAGGCAGGUCUCCAAGGAUCAGGUGACAUAUGCAUUGUACCAUUUCAACAGAAAAUUAACCUUGGAGCCAAAAGUAACAAUUAACGCAAGAAUUGUUAUUGUGGGAGCUUCGGAUACUGGAAUUGCUUUUCUGGAGAAGCUAAUUUUUCGACCACACCUGAAGUUUAAUAACAUUACCUUGAUUUCAACUCAUGGAAUCCCAACUUCAGACAACUGUGAUCGUCAUGUGUUUUUGGCAAACAGCCACUGCUACAAUGAUAAGGACUAUGCCUUGCUGUCACUGCAGUCCUGGGUUAACGUGGUGAUAGGAAAGAUGAAGCGGAUAGAUAGGGCUGCCAAACAUGUGGUGCUGUCGGAAGGCAGGAAGGUUCCCUAUGAUCACCUCAUACUUUGCACUGGAGAACAAUACCAAGUCUGUAAUCCAACUGGAGUUGACAUUAACAAACUGUUAACCAACAGAGAGCUGUCUGUUAAUCUGAAUCAGAUAUAUACUGGUCAAGUGCCAUCUAAUCUCUUUACAAUAAAUGAUAAGGAAGACUGCCUGAAUGCAUACAUCUGGCUUCAAGAAAACUUCACAGACAGAGAAGGGAAUGUUAUAGUUUAUGGAAACACACUUGAUGCUUAUACCACUGUUGAAGCCCUCCUUUCACUUGGAGUAAUGGGCUCUCGUAUUCAUCUAGCAGAGCCACCUUUGGAAACAAAUGUAACUUGUUUCAACAACUUCACAGUAGAGAGUGCUGUUGAUGAAGCCUUAAAAAAAUCUGGCGUGACUGUCUAUAAAAAUUGCAUACUGGCACAGUGGAAUGAUGGAAACAAUCCAGAACCUAUCAUGUCAGCUUCUUUCACUACAGAUACAAAGCCUUUCAAGCUUCCGUGUUCAGUUUUUAUUAAUUUUUACAAGAAAAAAGUUCCUUAUGAAACAUUUAAAGCUAUAAAUGAUGCCUGCUUGGUGUAUGAUGGCAAGCUUGUGAUUGAUUCCAAUUUCCACACCAAUGAUCCAGCAAUCCGAGCUGCUGGUCCAUUAACAAAGUUUGCACAGUGCUAUUAUGCAGAUGGUUGGUCUCACAGCAUUUUUAACUCUAAAGAGGUUGGAUACCAACUGGCAACCAUACUGCUUCCUUUUUUCGAUCCCACUCUCCCAGUUGAAGACCCACCAGAAGAUCCAGAGAGACUUAUCCCUAUGUAUCCAGUCCCAAAGAUCCAAGGAUGCAAACUUCCUGGUGGCUAUUACUACCUCCAUGUGGCAAAGCCUGGACUUUCCACUCCUCUGGCAGCACAGAUGUCUCAUGCAAAAUAUGGAACAGAAAUCAUUACAGGAAGUGCCCAAACUGGAAAUUACUUCAGACUUCACCUUAAUCAAUACAGCAUGGUAGAAACUAUUACUUGUUUGUCUACAGAACCUUUUCCAUCUUCAAAUUACAUUUGCCUAUAUGGACAACACGAACAGCUUCUCAACAGAUUUUGUGAUCGUCUUGAAGAUGGACUGAUAACAAAUUUAUACAGCUACUUCAAGGAACCAUGGUGUCUGGCCAUAUAUCAUGAUCGCUUUAAUGAUUUCAAAAGUGAAGUACACCAGAUCAUGUCAGCUCGACAGAUGGAAGACUCCCCAUCGGUUACAGAACUGAUACAACAAGUAAUGGAAGAGGAGCACGACCUAUUAAGUGAACCCAAAGAAUUCAUCAGGAUGAAGGCUUUGAAAUGCGGCUUUAAACGUCCUGUGGAAAAAUGUGUCCUAAAUUAUCUGAAGUACAAUAGCUACCAUCUGUCAAUGUAUGCCCGACCUGGGCUUAUCUAGCCAUGCCAGGUUCUGCACACUAGAAAAUACAUGGAGACCACCUUUACAAUGGCAGUGUUGCAUUAGUUCAGAAUAGUAGAAUUUUGAAAAAGCAAUCAAAAAAAUUACAUAUUGCCUUGUACUUUUUCUCUGUAACUCGUUCAUUUUUAUAGCAAAUGCUUUCUAUUUUUUAUUGUACAAAAGACCUGUAUGGGAAGAAGUAGAAAACUGGAAUGUCAUGGGAAGCCCACAGAUUGCUUUUACAUAUAUUUGUAAUAACUCAGCAACUUCCGAUAGAUAGAUAGAUAGAUAGAUAGAUAGAUAGAUAGAUAGAUAGAUAGAUAGAUAGAUAGAUAGAUAGAUAGAUAGAUAGGCUCCACAAGUAUAAACCAAAUCUAUAUAUACACACAAACACAAACAGCAUGUAACAAAACUGCAAGUGUCCAAUAAGUGCUGAAGUUCUGGAUUUACAGGCAACUUCAAACACAUUGUAUUCCAUUCUUUCUUAACAGCAUACCACAGACAGACUAAAGGUAAACAUGGAUGGCUUUAAAGUUUUAUUUGUGCUGCUUUUUUCCACUUACAGUAAAUUGUGUUUAUUUGUAAAAUACAUCAUUAUUUUCAUUGUUAUACAUAACAUUAAUAAAGUGA
This is a messenger RNA of Polypterus senegalus (gray bichir), 4566 nucleotides long. It is a transcript of the gene cfap61, whose product is annotated as cilia and flagella associated protein 61. The coding region runs from base 268 to 3936 and encodes 1222 amino acids. Lineage: Eukaryota; Metazoa; Chordata; Cladistia; Polypteriformes; Polypteridae. The record is from RefSeq and is a predicted model, not a curated record. The transcript has 28 exons.